UUCAUCACUAAAAUUCUACCAUUUUUUUAGGGUUAGAAAAUGGCAUUGACAAACUUCAUAUUAACCGUGGCAGGCGUUAGCGCAGUGGUUCUUCUAUUGCGAAGCGACGUUAAACAAUCGGCUGCUAUCUUUAGACGCAACGUUAAACAUAUAAGGAAUUGGCUUGAAGAAGAAUCUUCUGCUGCUUCCAAGGCGGUGGAGAAGGCAAAGCCCAAGGAAUUGGAGUCCAAGGUUCCCCUAAGGAAAAGGACUAGGUUCUUUGUGGGGAGUUUGGGUUUAUUUAUGAUAAUAUGCAGUUAUUUUGAAUAUCUAGGAUUUUUAUUUAGAAUAAAUCUUGAUUAAUGUCUGGGUUUGUAUACACUUCAAAACUGCUUAAUUUUGUUGUUGAACAUUUUUCGGUUUUGUUAAUAUACAGAGUUGUUUACCUAAGAGUUAAUACUUGUUAGAAAUGCCAGUCCUAUUUUGAUCAAGUAGUUCAACUAAAGAAAUGGUGUACAAAGAGUAGAAAUAU
This is a messenger RNA of Hibiscus syriacus, 511 nucleotides long. RefSeq lists its product as uncharacterized. Lineage: Eukaryota; Viridiplantae; Streptophyta; Magnoliopsida; Malvales; Malvaceae. Bases 40 to 342 code for a protein of 100 amino acids. The record is from RefSeq and is a predicted model, not a curated record. The transcript is spliced from 2 exons.